This is a messenger RNA of Aspergillus japonicus CBS 114.51, 708 nucleotides long. Its product is annotated as autophagy-related protein 8. NCBI's taxonomy places the organism in Eukaryota, Fungi, Ascomycota, Eurotiomycetes, Eurotiales, Aspergillaceae. The record is from RefSeq and is a predicted model, not a curated record. Gene Ontology annotation, cellular component: autophagosome; cytosol; fungal-type vacuole membrane. Gene Ontology annotation, molecular function: phosphatidylethanolamine binding. The transcript is spliced from 2 exons. Gene Ontology annotation, biological process: macroautophagy; cellular response to nitrogen starvation. Bases 133 to 594 code for a protein of 153 amino acids.
UUCCAUCGCUUCCAUCGUAGUUCAGAUUCCGGUCUCACCCUAGUAUCAUAUCGCAGCAACUAUCGGUUCCCUUUGAUCUCUAUCGGUCUAACGCUCCCGCUCCCUCCUAACCGCCCCGAUCCUUCUAUCAACAUGCGUUCCAAGUUCAAGGACGAGCAUCCCUUCGAGAAGCGCAAGGCUGAGGCCGAGCGUAUCCGUCAGAAGUACGCUGAUCGCAUUCCGGUAUGUCCGUCCAUGCUCAACAUCAUCGCCUUUGGGCGUUCAUUGUGUAUCCGUGGCUCACCGCUUGUUCGCGAUACUAACCACGCUCUUUUUUCUUUCCCACAGGUGAUCUGCGAAAAGGUCGAGAAGUCGGAUAUUGCAACCAUCGACAAGAAGAAGUACCUCGUUCCGGCCGACCUUACCGUUGGGCAGUUUGUCUACGUGAUUCGCAAGCGUAUUAAGCUGUCUCCUGAGAAGGCCAUUUUCAUCUUCGUUGAUGAGGUCCUUCCGCCAACAGCAGCGCUCAUGAGCAGCAUUUACGAAGAACACAAGGAUGAGGAUGGAUUCCUCUACAUCACGUACUCCGGCGAGAACACAUUCGGUGACUACUAGGCGCUGGUCGACCUGUCCGUUUCUGUCUUGCUUUACCUUACAGUAAUCAAGUCGCGCCAACGCUAAUAUGCUUCGCCGUGGGCCGUUUGAGAGAUUCGUUGGGCAUGGGAUCUA